AUGGCCUUCCUCCUCAGCCGCACAACAACCACUCUCCUAGGCACCGGUCUCGGUGUCGGCCUCUCCCUCUCCCUCCACCCACUUUCCCCCUUCCGCGCAGCCCCAAUGCAAUGCCAAUACACCGCUCCCUACUACCGCCCCGAAUCCCAAAUCUCCCCGGACUCCGGCUGGGCCAUGGACUCCCAGGACCCGUUGCUGCGCAAACAAGGCACCACCCGGAACUCGAGUCAUACUGCAGGUGGCGGGAUCCUGACGGCCUCGAACAUGCGCCAGGUCAGUCUGGGCAGCGUGCUGGGGUUGGUUGUGGGUGUGGGGUUGAGGGCGUUUUCGAGAGUGUUGGUGGUGCUCUUGGGGAUGGGGAUUGUUGCUGUUGAGGUGGGUUGA
Molecule: messenger RNA, 384 nt
Organism: Aspergillus luchuensis
Lineage: Eukaryota; Fungi; Ascomycota; Eurotiomycetes; Eurotiales; Aspergillaceae
Exons: 1
Coding region: 1-384 (127 amino acids)
Source: RefSeq, a predicted model, not a curated record